Messenger RNA from Zingiber officinale, 747 nucleotides. RefSeq names its product MADS-box transcription factor 6-like. The transcript has 6 exons. Gene Ontology annotation, molecular function: protein dimerization activity; RNA polymerase II cis-regulatory region sequence-specific DNA binding; DNA-binding transcription factor activity, RNA polymerase II-specific. Lineage: Eukaryota; Viridiplantae; Streptophyta; Magnoliopsida; Zingiberales; Zingiberaceae. The record is from RefSeq and is a predicted model, not a curated record. The coding region runs from base 1 to 747 and encodes 248 amino acids. Gene Ontology annotation, cellular component: nucleus. Gene Ontology annotation, biological process: positive regulation of transcription by RNA polymerase II.
AUGGGGAGGGGAAGAGUGGAACUGAGGCGGAUCGAGAACAAGACCAACAGACAGGUGACCUUCUCCAAGCGCCGCGGCGGCCUCCUCAAGAAGGCUCACGAGCUCUCCGUCCUCUGCGACGCCGAGAUCGCCGUCAUCAUUUUCUCCAGCCGCGGCAAUCUCUUCGAAUUCGGCAGCGGCGAAAUAUAUAAAACAAUUGAGAGGUAUCAGAGUCAUCGAUAUGCUGCACAAGAGAUCACUGAAGAUAUGAAUGAAGGAAAAAAUUGGUACCAGGAAUUCUACAAGAUGAAAGUAAAAUACAACUCCCUUCAGUGCUCAUACAGGCAUUUGCAUGGGGACGACCUCGGACAACUUAAAGUGAAAGAACUGCAACAACUUGAGCGACAAGUUGAAUUGGCAUUGUCUCAGAUCAGGCAAAAAAGGAUAAAACUAUUGCUUGAUAGGAUUGAUGAACUGCAACAGAAGCAGCAGGACAAGGAGAUAAAGACCGCAACCACCCGGAAGCGCAAAGCCAUCGACGACAUGGACAUGAUGAAGGUGGAGAACCGGGGGCUAGAACAGCGGGUAAAGGACUUGGACGCCUUGCUGAAGACUGAACGGGAGGGCCGCUCGGCCGACCAGGUUAAAGCGGAAGAGGCUUUGAAAGAUCUCCAGGUGGCCCUUGACGCUUCCGGAGCUACUCUUAAAGAAUAUCAAGAUGGGGAGCCCGGUCGGUUGGCGGAAGCGCGCAAAGCAUUCGUCCGCUAG